Gavialis gangeticus (Gharial) is the source of this 1663-nucleotide messenger RNA. It is a transcript of the gene IER3IP1, whose product is annotated as immediate early response 3 interacting protein 1. Gene Ontology annotation, cellular component: COPII-coated ER to Golgi transport vesicle; endoplasmic reticulum membrane; Golgi membrane. Gene Ontology annotation, biological process: endoplasmic reticulum to Golgi vesicle-mediated transport. The annotation marks the transcript as partial. NCBI's taxonomy places the organism in Eukaryota, Metazoa, Chordata, Crocodylia, Gavialidae. The record is from RefSeq and is a predicted model, not a curated record. The transcript has 3 exons.
ACGCUGUACGCGCUGCUGCAGGCUGCGCUGCUGUUCGUCAACGCCAUGGCCGUGCUGCACGAGGAGCGCUUCCUCCGCAACGUUGGCUGGGGAACAGAUCAGGGGAUUGGAGGAUUCGGAGAAGAGCCAGGAAUUAAAGCACAGUUGAUGAACCUUAUUCGAUCUGUACGAACAGUUAUGAGAGUGCCAUUAAUAGCAGUGAACUCCAUCACAAUUGUAUUGCUCUUACUAUUUGGCUGAAGAUGAUUGGUUGAAAACAAACCCUUUGGACAUCCAAAGCGGAGAGACCGCCUCCCACGACUGCUUCAGGAUAAUUGGGAUCCACCACGGUUUAGCUGUCAAACUUGGCAUUCAACUUAAUAAAGACACUCUUUGUAUUUAUCUUCUUUCUAAAUGUUCCCUCACAGUUUCAUUACACAAGAUAACGGGAUCAAUGCAAUAGUGCUGUAAAUACAUUGGACUGCAACAAGUUUUACCACUGACUGUUAAUAGCGCCAACUGUUACAGUAUGUGUUGUAACAUAUUGUAAUGAUUGUUAAAAGGGUGCAGUUUUUUUUAAAUAUCUUGUUACUCAGGGGUGAAUGCACUCCCAGUACACAUUAGGAUUUUAGACAUAAGCGAAUUGUAAUGUUUUUGUUCUCUUAGUAGUUACCACAGUAUUAUUAAAUAGACACUUCAUUUGGUUCUUAAGAUGUAUUGCAAAUUAUUGAUGAGACAUUUGUUUGGGGAGAGUAAAUCCACAUGGGUAAGAUCCUGGCUCAGUUGAAGUCAAAGGUAAAAAUUCUUCUGACUUCACUGGGGCCAGGAUAUUGUUUGGUAGCAUUUGGUGUUUUCUCAGACCAAUGACAUUUAAAGCUAACAGCAAAGUAUUUUAAAAUAACUGUAAUAGCUAUGUAAAAGCUACAACGGCUGUUCUAUGGUGAGGAAACCUAGUUAUUGAGUGUUAAAAUAUAGAUUAGGAAGUGAAGUGCCGGUCAUUGUUCUGUCAAGACUUUUUCCUUGCUAAACAUCUUUGUAACAAGGUAGUAUGUUUGAAAUGCUGAACUGUUUGUAUUCUAAGCUGUUUUGAGUAAUAUUGGAGGAAAAUACUGCACCCUUUUUUCAAAUGCAAUUUAGUUUAAAAAAAACAUGCAAAACUAGCAAUGAAUCUUCAGACUCGAUUGAAUCCUUCCUUAUCGCUCCUUUCCGCUAAAUAACUGUCUUAUUCAAAGUGAAACUGUGGUUUAAAACUCUCUGUCCUUUGUCAGGCAAAAGUGCUAUUAUUUUGAUAACGGUUUUCCUUGAAUCAAGACAGCAGGAUGAUGUCCAGUGUUACAUAGUGAGUUUGACUUUGAAGCCUGAUCCGUGCAUAGCUAGGCCUCUGUUGUUCCUCUUUGCUAGUGUGACCCAAAUUCUUUUUGCCUAUUUUUAAAGCCAGGAGGAAAAGAGGAAAACUAGCGAAACCUUGUAGUUGAUAUGGUUUUAGAACAGUUUGCCUUUACUUUAUCAUCUCCUUUUGAUGUCACUGACUCAAGCUAAAAUAUUUUUUAUAUGAGGGUAAACCUGUAAAACAUAAGUUCUGUGAUGCUCACCUGCAGUAUUUUACAGAAGCAGAGUUUACCCAGGAGAACUCUUUUUGUUUUUUAGGGAAUGUUUGUAAAUAAAUUUGUAUUUCUUAAGUUAA